This is a messenger RNA of Pteropus alecto (black flying fox), 3261 nucleotides long. It is a transcript of the gene CUNH17orf75, whose product is annotated as chromosome unknown C17orf75 homolog. Lineage: Eukaryota; Metazoa; Chordata; Mammalia; Chiroptera; Pteropodidae. The transcript has 10 exons. Bases 120 to 1307 code for a protein of 395 amino acids. Gene Ontology annotation, cellular component: trans-Golgi network. The record is from RefSeq and is a predicted model, not a curated record.
GAAACCAACGGAACGCAGGUGCACAAGGGCCGAGACCCGGACGAGCCUGGCCGCCGAGGACUGUAUGGCAGCGGGGGAGCGCUUUGGCGGGGACACAGGGCCGCUCGGAGGCCGCCGCGAUGCUUCCCUCCUUGCAGGAAUCGCUCGAUGGGGACGAAAAGGAGCUAGAGAGCAGUGAGGAGGGUGGCUCCACCGAGGAGCGGAAACUCGAGCCGCCGCCCAGCAGCCACUACUGUCUCUACAGCUACCGCGGAAGCAGAGUGGCACAGCAGCGAGGGGACAGUGAUGAUGGAAGCCCAAGUGGUACAAAUGCAGAAACUCCCUCUGGUGAUGAUUUCAGCCUCUCCCUGGUGGAUACUAAUCUACCAUCUGAAGUGGAGCCAGAGCUGCGCAGUUUCAUUGCUAAGCGUCUUUCUAAGGGAGCAGUUUUUGAAGGGCUGGGUAAUGUUGCAUCUGUGGAGCUGAGAAUUCCAGGUUACCGGGUUGGUUGUUAUUACUGCCUUUUCCAACAAAAACUGCUUCCCGAAACAGCAACAAUGGACUCUGAACAUAACCCUUCAGAGUAUGUGGUCUGUUUUUUAGGAGGGUCUGAAAAAGGACUUGAGCUUUUCAGGCUUGAAUUGGACAAGUACAUUCAAGGGCUGAAAAAUAAUAUGAAUUGUGAGGAAAGGGGCCUGGAGAACCAUAUAAAGUCCUACCUGAGCAGCUGGUUUGAGGAUGUUGUAUGCCCAAUCCAGCGGGUGGUUCUUCUCUUUCAGGAGAAGCUUACCUUUCUGCUACAUGCCGCUCUGAGUUAUACUCCUGUUGAGGUUAAAGAAUCAGAUGAAAAAACAAAGAGAGACAUUAACAGGUUUCUGAGUGUGGCCAGUCUUCAAGGCCUUAUUCACGAAGGCACCAUGACAUCUUUGUGCAUGGCCAUGACAGGGGAGCAGCAUAAGUCUGUGGUCAUCGAUUGCAGUAGCUCCCAGCCUCAGUUCUACAAUGCAGGAAGCAACCGAUUUUGUGAGGAUUGGAUGCAGGCUUUUUUGAAUGGUGCUGAAGGAGGUAACCCUUUUCUUUUUCGCCAAGUACUGGAGAACUUUAAACUAAAGGCCAUACAAGACACAAAUAAUCUGAAGAGAUUUAUCCGACAGGCAGAAAUGAACCAUUACGCUUUGUUUAAGUGUUACAUGUUCCUAAAGAACUGUGGUAGUGGAGAUAUCCUUUUGAAGAUUGUUAAAGUGGAACAUGAAGAAAUGCCCGAAGCCAAAAGUGUGGUAGCCGUCCUUGAAGAAUUUAUGAAAGAAGCUCUUGCCCAAAGUUUUUGAUCAUGUUUUGAGUUAACUGUAUUGUGAAGUUGUAUAUUUCAGCAUUGGUGUUUGAAAUUGCAGUUGUUAUAAAUUGUCAUAGGAUUGCUAUUUAGGGUUAUUUGAAAUGCAUUCUAGAUGUUUCAUUUUGUGCUUUUAAAAGUUAACUUAAUUAGACAUGAAAAUCUGAGGAAUGUCUUCACUGAGUCUUAGAUAGGUGUGUAUUGGAGUUGUGGAAUUUUAGUACAUUACUUGUCCCAUAAAUUCUAGACUUGACGGAGUUGUUGCUUAAAAAACUUCAGAGGUGAUUUAGUGGCUUCCCUCAGGAGUUUGCUGCAGUAUUUAGCAACCUUCUCAGAAAAAUCACAAUAUUUCUCAAUGUACGAUAGCGUCUUAAAAACAAAUAUACUCCUAGUCUUAGGACAGAUUAGCAACAUGACACUGUUUCAAAGACAGAUCAUUCAGAGACAGUGCAUCCUGUGGGUGCUUGAUAAAAUUUUUUUUUGUCUGAUUAAUAAUGGCAUGGAUGAUGAAGCAAGCUUUUAAGUCAGUAUGCAAAUAAAUCAUGAGUAUGUAAGAAAUUAAAUGAGCUUUAAAAAACAGAUGCAUUAGCUUCAAGAUAAAAUAUUGUCUCAGAUGGAAAGCUACUGGAAAAGUGGUACCCAUCAUUUUUUUUUUUCAUUCAUUUGUUCACAGGUAUUAGCUAAGAGCCUGUAUUUUCUUUUUUCUUCAAAUGAAAAUGCUGGAGCUUUUAAAUUGAAUAUUAAAAAAGAAACGUACGUUUUACAAGCAAACUGUAACAUAAAGAACACAAACAGAUUCUUUAUAUCAGAGUUACUCAUUGAUUUUAGUUUUUUGUACUUUUGUUAAAAGCUUCAUAUUGUUUUACUCUGAAUCAGUUGAAGGUGCUCUCAGCGAGAGCCAUUUAAAAUUCCCAUGGAAGCCAAUUGUAGGCACACACAUAUGAUUGCAGUUUGUUCUGCAUAGCUCUUUAGUAAAUCCAUUUGAUAAUGGUUUUUGUUUACCAGAUCAGAAGCCUUGUGUUCUCACUGCCUUUAGGAUUCUUAGAGGAACACAAGUCCAUAAAAAAUCCUCUCCUAAACUCAUAUAAGUUCACAUUAAGUGCUGAGUUUUAACUUUCAAAAUGAUUGACAAUGGCCUGCUUUCUCUUCUACAGAAGUCUAGGGACAUGACUCACUACGCCAUUUCUUUUCCUUUAAUGAGAAAUACAAUUUAGAAUCUUCAUAAAGGCUUUCAUAUGGUUUUAAACUUUAAUAAGUUGAUUGUAGGCAGUAUAGAAAAAUAUCCAAGUAGCAUUUUUAUAGCAUUAAAUUAGGAAUGACUACGGGAAAUAAGCAGUUUUAUGGUACUACCCUUGAAUCUGACUUUUCUAAUGUUCUUAGUUGCCCACUUGGAAAUUAAUUUUUUAAAUUAAACAUUAGGACAUCAAUAUUUUAAAUCUGGAAAACAUUUUUCAUUUUCAAAUUCACAUGUCAUUCAAAAGUCUGUAUCGUAAAUGACAUUUAAAAGCCAGUGUAUUACCUGCUUCAAGUCACUAAUGGAUAUAGUCAAGGUAUAAUUACGUAUUCUUUAUAUGUACUUAUAUAUAUAUAUUUUGUAAUGUAGGCUCACUGCAUUCCAUAGUUGUAUACGGUAGUCUUAUUUUUAAAAUCUGUGACAAACUGUAUCACUGCUGUAGACAAGGAAAAUGGUGACAUGGAAUUAAAUGUCUUUUUGGCCACGAAAAGAAACUCAAAGAGCUCAUGACCAGAAACACGUACUGUAUUCAAAUCUUAAAAAGCUAAUGUAUUACCUUUUAAAGUUUUGAAAAGGAUUGGUUCAGUGUGGAAUACAUUUAUGUAUCAUUUGUGUGCUAUACACCCAGAAGAAAUGUAUGUUUGUCAUGUAUCAAAAUGGUUGCAGUUUAUCUGUAAUUAUAUUUGUAAUAAUAGUAAAAAAACAAUUUAGCAUCUCA